Parascedosporium putredinis is the source of this 726-nucleotide messenger RNA. NCBI's taxonomy places the organism in Eukaryota, Fungi, Ascomycota, Sordariomycetes, Microascales, Microascaceae. The record is from the annotation of a GenBank genome assembly.
AUGAGCCAAAGAUUUCUCAUCAACCCAUCCUCUGAUAACUGCCAGUGGACAGAACCCAAGGCUCGCUUCGGGUUCGUCACUCAACUUAGUGAUAAGCAAGUAUGGACCGUCACCAUCACCCGCUCCAAGCGCGGUGUUCGACGCGAGUAUCUCUCGGCUUCCGGGAGCUCCAUGGACGCCUGCUUCAUCCAGCUCCUCACCCUGAGUUCGCAGGCGGCCGCUCACCACAUCAACAACCAAGGAUUCAACUACCCCACCGAAUUCCGAAUCCACGCCCAGGCGAACGCGGAAGGUGAUGACGGGAGCAGCGGCGAAGAGCAGGCAUCCGCUCCCGUAUCAGACGAUGAAAGCGACUGGGGUGAGGACGACUGCGAGGGGCCGGCUUCCUUUGGAAGAAGGCCACCGAAGCCGAGACCUGCGUGUCUCCUCAUCAACGUGCUGGGCGGCCCCUCAGUGGCCAGCGUCCUCACCGAAGUUCUCCCGUCGCAGAAGGAAAUCGAAAAGAAGGCAAGAUUGCUCGUUGAGGAAAGAGGUCUAGACAGCCAUGUCGACGAGAAGGCCAGCCAACGCCAGUGUCUCACAAUCGCCAAAGUUAGCUUCACUGCCGCCUUAGAAAACCAGUAUGACCUAGAACACUUUGGUGACGACCUGUCCGCCUUAUUCAGCAUCAUGAACAACGGCCUUCCCCACUUCUCCAUCGACGUCAAGUAUUCUGAACUACCUUGA